This is a messenger RNA of Cladophialophora yegresii CBS 114405, 1149 nucleotides long. RefSeq lists its product as uncharacterized. NCBI's taxonomy places the organism in Eukaryota, Fungi, Ascomycota, Eurotiomycetes, Chaetothyriales, Herpotrichiellaceae. The transcript has a single exon. The record is from RefSeq and is a predicted model, not a curated record. The coding region runs from base 1 to 1149 and encodes 382 amino acids.
AUGGCUUCGGAGUAUCUCUAUCCCGCCAAACCCGCCCCUGCGCUGAAUAUCCCUCCUGGAGCCUCCGCCAAGGUCCGGAUCAUCAAUUCCACCGCGACCAUUCAGGCUCCCGUCGGGGUCUUCAUGUAUCCUGAGAUACGCGGCCACGAACUUCUCCACGUGCCGGCAUUCAGUUUUCUAGUGGAGCAACCCUCUUCAGGUCGGAAAAUCCUCUUCGACCUGGGCUGUCGGAAGGACUGGCAGAAUUUCCCGCCAGCAGUUCAGAAGGUCAUUAACGGGCCCGGGUGGAAAGUCGACGUCCAGAAAUCGGUAUCCGAAAUCUUGCAGGAGAAUGGCGUUGAUGUCGCGGCGGGCGCAAUCGAGGCUAUCGUCUGGAGUCAUUGGCAUUUCGACCAUACAGGCGACCCCAGCCUUUUUCCGACCAGCACCGCUAUUAUCGCUGGACCGGGGAUGAAGGAGGCCUUUCUGCCCGGAUACCCGACAAAUCCAGAGUCUCCUCUUCUAGAAAGCGACUUGAAGGGAAGAGAGCUCAGAUCACUUGAUUUCGAGAAUUCACCUACACUCAAGAUCGGUCAAUUCCGGGCGAUCGAUUAUUUCAAUGACGGCUCGUUCUACCUGCUUGACGCACCGGGCCAUGCAAUUGGCCAUGUUUGCGGGCUGGCCAGAGUGACCUCGAGUCUCGAGUGCGACAAGGAAGAUACCUUUAUCUUUAUGGGGGCCGAUGCUGCUCACCACGGCGGCGAGUUCCGGCCGUCAGAAUAUUUGCCGCUACCCAAAUAUAUCCAGCCGUCGCCUUUCAGCCGCAAGUAUCCCACUUCUUGCCCGGGUCACAUUUUCGAGACGAUACAUCCGGGUGGGAAGGGGUCUGAGCCUUUUUACCGGCUCCAGGAUCACGUACCACACAGCCUCGAACAAGCCGAGCAAAGUUGUAGCCACAUGCAGGAGUUUGAUGCCGCGGAAAAUGUCUUUGUCAUCAUAGCCCACGAUGCAACACUACUGGACGAUCAGGUCGGGAUUGAGUGGUUCCCAGAUGGCACUCUCAGAAAUUGGAAAGAGAAAGGUUGUAGCGAAAGAGCUCGCUGGGCUUUUCUCAAGGAUUUCGCAGAAGCCGCUGGGGAGGCGGAGAUGAACUCGCAAGCAUCUCUCUGA